Messenger RNA from Coffea arabica (coffee), 2863 nucleotides. RefSeq names its product calcium-dependent protein kinase 26. Gene Ontology annotation, molecular function: ATP binding; protein kinase activity; calcium ion binding. Gene Ontology annotation, biological process: protein phosphorylation. The record is from RefSeq and is a predicted model, not a curated record. Lineage: Eukaryota; Viridiplantae; Streptophyta; Magnoliopsida; Gentianales; Rubiaceae.
AGAGAGGGAGGAGUGACCUGGUAAACCAGAGGGGUUAUUACUUGUUCAAUUCAUAGGCAAAGACUCCUUCUUUUCUCAUUAAGGUCGCUUUCUUUCUUCCUUCUAGCAUUGUCCCUGAUUGUGUUUUCGUGGUUUGACAUUUGUUUUCGCCAAGAAUUGUUCAAAGAUCACUGGUCGGAUUUCUUCUUCAAAGGUUGGAGUCUAAUUGAAAGGGUCUUUAUUUUUUUUGGAAGUUGCCUAACUUGCCUCCUUUUCCCCAGAUUAUUGAUUCCCAGAGUUCGAUUUUUCUUUCUUUCUUUCCCAAUUGAAUAUCUGUGGUUGUGCUAGAAUUUGUUGGUAGGCAACUGUUAGUUGUACGAGCGUUUGGACUAGUUUAUAAUUUCUGAUCAGCGGGUUUGUCUCUGAUCGUGCAAACCCCUGUUUAUUUAGCAAUUUUGUCCUUCACUUUGUGUUGUUGUUGCUUCAAAGGGCUGAAGCAUGUAUAGAUGGGGUUGCAUGAAUUUAUGAUGGUCGAGUUAAAACAUCGUUUUCAAAAUUAAGGAGAGUUUGUACUCGAGACAAGAAAAAGAAACUACCAGCGAAUCCAAGAAUGGGAAACAAUUGUGUGAAUGCAAGAGUUUCAAAGCUCGGGAUCUUUCAGAAUAUUUCGCAUUCUUUAUGGGGGCCUAAAUUACCUGAUAAGAUUGCACAUGAAAACAGUACAGUCGUUAGCAGCGAAAAGCCCUCCGUGGCUAAAGAGUCUAAGGAAUCAGAAGGUAGCCUAUCUGUACAGCAUACACCUCCUGAAUUGGUCGUUAUAGUUAAGGAUGGGAAUGCAAUUUCAAAGCCUGUGAAUCCUCAGGAAGUGAUCAUGCUGAUUAAGGAAGAGGAAAAACCAGCCAGGGCGAUGAAAUGGGAAGAUGUAGUCAAGGAGAAAAGGGAAGAUACAAACUUAAGGGCAGAUGAAAAGCCCAAGCCAACAGCAACUGUAAUAUCAAAAUCCACUGAAGAUGUAGUCAAGGAGAAAAGGGAAGUUACAAACUUAAGGGCAGAUGAAAAGCCCAAGCCAACAGCAACUGUAAUAUCAGAAUCCACGGAAGAUGCAAGACCUGCAGAAGUCUCAAGACCUGAGCAACCUGCACAAGUCACGAGACCCCAGCAGGCAGCCGAGACAGCAACAGUGUCCCCCAAACCGAGUGAGGCUGCAAAACCAAAUAAGGCACACAAUGUCAAGAGGAUGGCAAGUGCAGGCCUCAAGGUGGACCGUAUUUUAAGAACUAAAACUGCUCAUCUUAAGGAGCACUACAAUUUGGGGCAGAAACUUGGAAACGGCCAGUUUGGAACUACUUUUCUUUGUGUGGAGAGAGCUACCGGGAAACAGUAUGCUUGCAAAUCCAUUGCAAAAAGGAAAUUGCUGACUCUGGAUGAUGUUGAUGAUGUCAGGAGAGAGAUUGAGAUCAUGCAUCACUUAUCUGGGAACCCGAAUAUUAUUUCCAUCAAAGGUGCUUAUGAGGACAAUGUAGCUGUUCAUGUUGUCAUGGAAUUAUGCACAGGCGGUGAGCUUUUUGAUAGAAUUGUCAAGCGGGGCCAUUACAGUGAGAGAAAGGCUGCUGAUCUUACUAGGACCAUAGUUGGUGUGAUCCAGACUUGUCAUUCUUUAGGAGUCAUGCAUCGUGAUCUUAAGCCAGAGAAUUUCCUCUUUGUCAAUAAUGAAGAGGACUCACCAAUUAUGACAAUAGAUUUUGGAUUGUCUACGUUCUUCAAACCAGGGGUGACGUUCACUGAUGUUGUUGGAAGCCCAUAUUAUGUUGCCCCUGAAGUUCUUUGUAAGCGAUAUGGUCCAGAGGCGGAUAUAUGGAGUGCAGGAGUGAUAAUUUACAUUCUUCUUAGUGGUGUGCCUCCAUUUUGGGGCGAAAGUGAACAGGAAAUCUUUGAGGAGGUUUUGCAUGGUGAUCUUGACUUCUCAUCAGAUCCUUGGCCUAAAAUCUCUGAGAGUGCAAAAGAUUUAGUUCGGAAGAUGCUUGUCAGAGAUCCCAAAAAGAGGCUAACUGCCCAUCAAGUUCUUUGUCACCCUUGGGUGCGAGUUGAUGGGGUUGCUCCAGAUAAGCCUCUUGACUCUGCAGUCUUGAGCCGCUUGACACAGUUUUCAGCAAUGAAUAAGUUCAAGAAAAUGGCUCUCAGGGUUAUCGCUGAGAGUCUGUCUGAAGAAGAAAUUGCAGGUUUAAAAGAAAUGUUUAAGAUGAUAGACACGGACAACAGUGGGCAAAUUACUUUUGAAGAACUGAAGGCGGGACUAAAAAGAUUUGGAGCUGAUCUUAAUGAGUCAGAGAUAUAUGAUUUAAUGCGGGCUGCUGACAUUGACAACAAUGGUGCCAUUGACUAUGGGGAGUUCAUUGCUGCAACAUUGCAUCUCAACAAAAUUGAGAAAGAAGAUCAUUUGUGUGCUGCUUUUCAAUAUUUUGAUAAGGAUGGCAGCGGUUACAUUACGAUGGAUGAGCUUCAGAAGGCAUGCGAGGAGUUUGGCAUAAAUGAAGGGCACCUCGAAGAAAUGAUCAAAGAAGCCGAUCAGAAUAAUGAUGGCCAGAUAGAUUACAAUGAGUUCGUGGCCAUGAUGCACAAAGGGAUUACUGAUCUUGGUAAGCAGCAUCUGGGAAGUAGUUUAAACCUUGGAUUUAGGGAGACAAUGCAGGCCUGUUAACAAUGCGAUGGCCUGCAAUAAUCCAAUGCAUCUCUACCGAUUUUGUAAAUGAUUGAAUAAGUUGCGUAGGUUUGAGCAUUGGCUAAUUAGAAUAUUUGUUUAGCUCUUUUUAGUUUUAGAAACUGCAAAUUGUUCAAUGGAUAGUAAGUAGUAAAAGUUUUCCAGUCGAGGAGGCUCUUUAUUUCC